This is a messenger RNA of Capronia epimyces CBS 606.96, 3525 nucleotides long. RefSeq lists its product as uncharacterized. NCBI's taxonomy places the organism in Eukaryota, Fungi, Ascomycota, Eurotiomycetes, Chaetothyriales, Herpotrichiellaceae. Gene Ontology annotation, molecular function: NAD+ poly-ADP-ribosyltransferase activity. The record is from RefSeq and is a predicted model, not a curated record. The transcript has a single exon. The coding region runs from base 1 to 3525 and encodes 1174 amino acids.
AUGGCCCGCAGAUUGUUUAUGAAGCAUCUGGCCGAAGCCAGUCUUGCGGUCAUUGGGCAGAUACAAGGGGUACACUCUCCAGACGAGGGACUCAUUAGCUGUCUCUACACCCAUACGAAGGCCUCGGAGCCUUACCAUGUCCGCGUACAACUUUACACUACCAACCUCGAUGAAUAUCCCAACGGCAAUUCUUACAUGCUCUAUACUGAUGACGAGAAUGUCGAUCCUACCAUCCCCCAGGCGUUACAGAAAGUGACUGACAAUUCCACCGGCAAGACACUUCCAGCCAUACUGACUGAAGUCUCGGAGCGGCUUACAGCAGCCAUAAUGUGUCACACAGAAGAGAAAGCAGAGUCUGAAUCUGGAGUCGAUAACUCCGAUGAUUUCGAUGCAGACCUUGAGUUCUAUGAUUCAGACGAUGGCGAAUUCGGGCUGGGCGACCUCAACUACAGUGGCGUAGCGCACCACAUAGGAUCUUCAAACACCUAUUCCUCCAAAAAGACCCAAGUCAAGAUGGGGAAGAUACGAGAAGACCUCCGUAUUCUCAAAGCAGCAGGUUUCCGUGUCGGUAUCUUUGGCAAUCUUGCCACGUCGGGCGUCCUGUGCAUUUCAAUUCGUGUUGUCAAGCUAGGUCUAUCCGACGAAGCCAUGCAGGCUUGGGGUUUACGACGCAAACAUUAUCUCAUACUCCUAAUCAAAUAUUCGGGCGGAUACAUUGAUGCCACCGAGCUGGCAAAGAAUCCUUAUGUCCGGGCCGGUGUGAGGAUGCGUGUCGGCCUCUGUGAGCAUUACAAGCCUUCCUUGCAUGAAGCAUCAGCAUUUCUCGAUACUGUCGAACAAGAUGGCGCUUUGUACCGACCUGAAAACAUCGAAAAGGGUCCCGAAUUGGAGCCAUUAUUCAUUGGCAAAGCACUCAACCAGUUUCUCGAGGAGCGCUUGUUCGUCAUUAUCAAAUCUCGCAUCUCGCAUGGUUUUGGCUGGCUAGGGGCAGAAACAUUCGUCGCCGAAAGACAAGCGUCGUCGGAAAGUGCGGCCAUUGACGACUUGGGAAAAUAUCAAAGUGACGACAGUGUCAUCACACGCAGCCUUCCAGGUAUUGCCCUCGCAGAUCAUCUGCGGGAGGUGCCGCUUGAACAUGUUUCAUUGCCCCUGGUAAUCAUGCAGUUCGUUCUCAGACACUUCGUCCGUUGUACUGAGUUCUGUCUUGUGUGUCACUGUCGCCUCGACGACUCGUUCGAGGCUCUCAAACCCUACGUCUGCACGAAACCACUUUGUCUGUACCAGUACAUGUCUCUUGGCUUUGGCACUAGCUUGGAAUGGGAGAUCAUCUCUCAACCGUACGUUGUGGAUCUGUUGGUGAGCUUUUGUUAUGCUGCCGCGAGCCUAGGCCGACUCAAGGACCUCCCACUCGGCAUGGGCUUAGUAGUGCCUGUUCCUCCUCGGGUCGUAUUCAACCAUCCUGCACUACAAGUCCACCCUCAUACAACUGGCCCGGUACCUCAGUCCCAAGGGGGAAAAUCAUUCUCUUGCCGUUGGUCGCCCGCUCUGAACUCACUCAUGGUGGACGAGGAGCACCACUCACCAGAUGUCCGAAAGCUCAAACGAGGAGACUGGUUAGUCCUCGUAUCUUCCCAGAACGUUUCAGCUGCCCAUUAUCGAGUUCAGCAUGUCGCAUUGCCCAGCAUAUCCCUCGGAGAGCCUGUCGGGGUGGACUACAUCGACACGUCUCAGCAAACAGCAGCCACGGUUCAAAAUGACAGUCUGCCAUACAUCUCAGGGACUAUCGAGGCUCACUGCUAUGUUUAUGACAACCACUUUGAGGAUCUCUCCACACAAGAGCAGUUGUGCGCUGUUCUUACAUUGUUGGAGGUCUUGCCAGGGGUUGGAGAAAUGUAUCAGCACUUGGAACGUCAAACAAAGGGUCGAAAACGCGCCGCCGCAUCCCUCAAAUCGUGGAGCGAGAGAAUUCCCGAAUCAUCUGUCAAUCUACUUCGUUGGAUUGUAGCCUCGAAUCGAUCAUGCAUUGCGCAAGUGGAUGAAGUCAGUGGCGAGAUCAAACGCAAGUCUUCGCUCAUGAAGGAAGACCGGAUCGGGGGGAUGGAUCUCUGGAUGCAAUUUCGCUUUGCCCAAGGUGCACCAGACAAAGAGAAGCGGUUCAACGACUGCGUCAUGAGAGAGGCAGCUGCCACCCGUACCAAUUAUCCUACUAUAUUCGCCUGGCAUGGCAGUCGCUUGGCCAACUGGCACUCAAUUGUUCGACAAGGGCUUCACUACGAUGAAGUAGUCAAUGGUCGAAGUUUUGGAAACGGGGUCUACCUAAGCCCACAUGCACAGACAAGUCUAGUGUAUGCCAAUCCAGAUAAUCAAACUCGCGCCCAGUGGAAACCCUCGAUGCUCAACAUCACCAAGGCUUUCUCCCUUAACGAAGUGGUUAACAAUCCGGCCAAGUUUGUCAGCAAGACGCCACACUACGUGGUCUCGGACAUUGACUGGAUCCAGACUCGAUAUUUGUUUGUCAAGACCGCCACAGGCUUCAAUGUGGACAGUCAUCCGUUGACGGAUGUCUACGAACAGGACCCAGACUAUCUGGCCCGGAAUGAAGCCAACCAAGCAAUAACGAUUCCGAUAUCAGCCAUCUCCAAGUCCCGCAGACCGUAUCAGAGCAUCCAAAUGACUCCAACCGAGGUGGGAAAGCGCGCCAAAACCAUGGUCGGCAUAGAUCAAGCUACCGGUGAGCGUCAAGAGGAUGACGCUAACAGCGUCGUUUCUGAUGCAGAUGACUUGGCAAUCCUAAAGACGAGCAGAUUCGAGGAAGAAAAUGAUGCUCUUGGUGGUUGUGACGAAACGUUGCCCGGCUGCGAUGGUGGUGCCACUGCGUUCGCUGCACCCACCGAGCUGGCGACAGACUUUGUGCCUGGCACGCUCGAUUUGCGCGACAUCAAAUUUCUGGAACCACCCAGAGAUGCCACAACCACGUCGACCAAGGCCCUCAUGCGGUUGCUGCGUGACGCCGUGACUCUGCAGGAGAGAAGCCCAGCGGCAACCUUGGGAUGGCACAUUGACCGCAGCUUGAUCAACAACAUGUAUCAGUGGAUUGUGGAACUGCACAGCUUCCCAGCCAGCCUGCCUCUGGCGCAGGACCUAAAAGCCUGUGGACUGACGUCGAUCGUGCUCGAGAUGCGAUUUUCCAACCAAUUCCCAUUCAGCCCGCCUUUUAUUCGCGUAGUCAAACCACGGUUUCUUCCAUUCGCGAAGGGAGGCGGAGGCCACGUGACGGAAGGGGGCGCCAUGUGUAUGGAGGUGUUGACCAACAAUGGGUGGAGUGCAGCACAGAGCGUCGAGAGCCUUUUACUGCAGGUGCGCAUGGCACUUUCUGACGAAGAGCGGCCUGCGAGGCUUGCCAAGGGGGGUGUGGGCGGACAAGAUACCUAUGGCAUUGGUGAGGCGGUCGAAGCAUAUGUGCGGGCCUGUCGCAAUCAUGGCUGGCAGGUGCCUUCAGGAUUCGACCGACUUCAUCUGGAAUAG